AUGAUAGUUGCUCAAAAAGUCAUUAGAAAGACAAGCUGGUGUCCUGCAUCUGAAAAGUUUAAAAACAGUACAGUGCCUAUUAUAGACAUGCGCGCUCUGAGGUUCGAUCCAACCAAAAUCCAGAAAACAGAAAUGAUGGCUGAUGAAAAUGAAACACCUCCACAACUGAAAGUGGCAACAGCUUUUUUGAGAAACCAAACACAGACAGGUAAUAAGCUGCAUAAGACUUCAACGGUGGAAGUAUCACAGAAUAAGCACAUUGUAAAUGAAAGAAGUGUGGUGCAAGAAGACAAGUCUGACACAGUGAAGAAAGCUGGUAAAAUUGAUGUUAGAAAGAAGCCAGCAACACAGCCUGCUGCGGAGAGGUUAAACCAUGUCAACAAGAAGCCAGUAACACAGCCUGCUGCGGAGAGGUUAAACAAUGUCAACAAGAAGCCAGUAACAUUGCCUGCUGCGGAGAGGUUAAGCAAUGUCAACAAGAAGCCAGUAACAUUGCCUGCUGCAGAGAGGUUAAACAAUGUCAACAAGAAGCCAGCAACACUGCUUGCUGCAGAGAGGUUAAACAAUGUCAACAAGAAGCCAGUAACACUGCCUGCUGCGGAGAGGUUAAACAAUGUCAACAAGAAGCCAGUAACACUGCCUGCUGCCGAGAGGUUAAACAAUGUCAACAAGAAGCCAGUAACAUUGCCUGCUGCGGAGAGGCUAAACAAGAAGCCAGUAACACUGCCUGCUACGGAGAGGCUAAACAAGAAGCCAGUAACACUGUCUGCUGCGGAGAGGCUAAAUAAUGUACAGAUGAAACCUGUGAGAGGGAGUGUUGUAAAGUCUGUUGGCAGUAAGACUAAGAUCCACAUGACCUCGUCGCUGGUUGGAUUGUUUAAAAAGAAAAAACUGGACACUGUUUAUCAUGAGGAGUCAACGCCUUUUUCACUUCAGCAGUUUUUUGACCAGCAGCUGGUGACUGGGAAGAAUGAAGACAAUAAGAGGUUUAAUAGCAAUAAAGGUUCAGAGAGAGUAGAUGCUAGAGACGUCGGAGCUCAGCCUUUGGAAACAUUAGCAGAUGUGAGACCAGCAUUGCUGAAGACAUACACGCAGGAGCUUAAAGAAACCAUCAAGAGUGAGAGGAAACAUGGAGAAUUUAAACAGGGCAAGUUUUUAGCCAAGACUGGCAGACAUCAGAAUAAGAGAUGA
Messenger RNA from Candidula unifasciata, 1191 nucleotides. The record is from the annotation of a GenBank genome assembly. Lineage: Eukaryota; Metazoa; Mollusca; Gastropoda; Stylommatophora; Geomitridae.